Chaetomium globosum CBS 148.51 is the source of this 960-nucleotide messenger RNA. RefSeq lists its product as uncharacterized. Lineage: Eukaryota; Fungi; Ascomycota; Sordariomycetes; Sordariales; Chaetomiaceae. The record is from RefSeq and is a predicted model, not a curated record. The coding region runs from base 1 to 960 and encodes 319 amino acids. The transcript has a single exon.
AUGGCCAAGCUCAUCACGAUCGUCGGCGCCACCGGUGCCCAGGGCAAGGGCGUCGUCCGGGCCUUCAUCAAUAACCCAGCCUACCAAGUCCGCGCCAUCACCCGCAACCCCUCCGGUCCCGCCGGCCAGGCCCUCGCCGCGCAGGGCGCCGAAGUAGUCGCAGCCGACCUCAACGACCUCGCCAGCCUCAAGACGGCCUUCGCCGGCUCCCACAUCAUCUUCGCCGUCACCAACUUCUUCGAGCCCUUCAUCGCCCACCAAUCCCCCGACAAAGCCAUGGAAAUCGAACUCCACCAGGGCACCAACCUCGCCACCGCCGCCGCCGCCACCCCCACCCUCGAGCACUACAUCUGGAGCACGCUCCCCAACGCCCUCGCCCUCUCCGCCAACAAAUACCUCAUCCCCCACUUCGAGGGCAAGAACCGCAUCGACGCGCACAUCCGCACCCACCUCCCCGCCCUCCUCGCCAAAACCACCUUCCUCUGGGUCACCUGGUACCACAGCAACUACGCCUUCCCCAUGUUCACGCCCUACCUCAUCCCCACGGCCGGCAAGCACCUGCAGCUCGCCAACUACGCGCCCGAGACGCCCAUCACCACCAUCGGCGACGUGUCGGCCAACGUGGGGGCGUUCGUCAAGGCGGCGGUGGAGCAGGGGGACAAGACGCGGGGCGGCGCGGUGGUGCUGGCGGCGACGGAGACGCACCAGGCCGGGGAGAUGUUGCAGCUUUGGGCGAGGGCGCGGGGCACCAAGGCGCAGUUGGUGCGGGUGAGUGGGGAGGCGUUUAGGGAGAUCUGGCCGCUGUGGGCGGAGGAGAUGGGCGUGAUGAUGGAGUUUUGGGAUGAGUAUCGGGAGAGGAGCUGGACGAGGGCGGAUGGGGGCAAGGUGUUGGGGAAGGAGGACUUGGGUGUGGCCGAGUUUCAGGGGUUGGAGGAGGCGUAUAAGGGGCUGGAGGUGUGA